This is a messenger RNA of Phytophthora nicotianae INRA-310, 1544 nucleotides long. RefSeq lists its product as hypothetical. The transcript has a single exon. Lineage: Eukaryota; Oomycota; Peronosporomycetes; Peronosporales; Peronosporaceae. The coding region runs from base 281 to 1438 and encodes 385 amino acids. The record is from RefSeq and is a predicted model, not a curated record.
ACUAGUUUCUUCACCACAUGGGCAUUUCUGCCGGGGUCGUGCUGAAGUGUCGGUGACACGGGGCCGCCCUGUGUUCCAGAACCACUGACGUUUUCUAUGGCGUGCGGCACGACGAUGGUGCCUCCAUGAUGAGGACACGUCGGAUGGAUUGGACCUUGCCGCUCUUCCCGAGCAUGCACUGGCGAACGAGCAGUACGAGCUCAUCAGUGCGAAUUCUCCAGCGUCCAGCGAGGAAUCGACUCGCUCACGGCCUCACUUGUGAUAGCCUCCUUGAGUGACCAUGGCGGGCGGCAGUCGCUUCACUGUGAACCCGUUCCCGGACUUGGUCCUGACCACGGAGGACCGAGAGCAGCUCAUCGAAAUCGCUCAGGAGCUGGUCAUGGCCAAAUUCGCAGAGUACCAAGAGCACAUCAACAACCAGAAAUACGUCGACCAAACCCGCUGGAAAAAGUACCAGAAGGAUGGCAACACAAUGAUGUAUCUAGAGCGCAAGAAGUCCAACCCAGAGUCCAAACUUCCAGCUUUGCUUAUGGUCGGCCCGCUGCCUGGUUCCCUGGACGAAAACAUGUUUGGACUCGUGAGCCCGACUCUCGAGUCGAUGCGGAUCAAGUCGUCGUAUCUAAGGGACUUUAACGCCGCGGCCGUGCUGGCUACAAUCGUGGAGCCGACUGUGGAGGAACCGUUCCGUUCGGUCGUAGUCAAGUGGAUGGAGAUCGAUAUUCCAGGCGCGUCAAUCGGAUUUGUUCGGAAUCGGGACUACAUCUACCUCGAGAGCACGGGUAUCAUGCGUCUCGAUAAUGGAGAACGCGUAGGCUAUCACUUGCUGCACUCGGUGAGCUUCCCACAGACUCACGACCUGCCAAACCGCAUACGUGGCAACAUGUCGUUCUGUGGAAUGUUCCAUCAAGAAGCACCAGACAAAACAGACUGCCGGGGUACCGGCGUCAUGGACCCUGGAGGUGAUAUGAUCCGUGUUCUUGGCGUUAUGGGUAUGGCCCAAGCCACUAUGGCAGGACUCAAGUAUUCGUAUUGCGGUCAGAUGAAGAAGCUCGCGUGGCUUCUUGAGCAGAAGCACGCGGAAGCCAGGGAACAUGGCACUCCGGCGUUCAAACCCGAGUGUGUGACCUGCCAAAAGAAGGUGAAAGAGCGUAAGUUCGGCAGGUCUAGCAGUACGUGCAAGCUGUGCUUUGGUGCCGUGUGUGCGUCGUGCAAGAUCCCUAAGAAAUUGAGCUUCAUCGCCCCAGACCUGGAGAUGGUGCAGCGCAAGGUGACGUUCUGUGCGAAGUGUCUGAUCGAAGCGACUCACAUGGACACGGAGGAAGCUGCGCGCGUACAGUUCGUGUACAAGCACACGGUGACAUCGAGCGUCUACGGGUCGUCGGGUAGGUAUUCGGACGAAAGUACACGCUCAGAUAGCACGAUGUUUUCGUACACAUAGCACGUAGUCGAGUGAGUCCGUACAUUCUGAUGUGAUGGUUUUCUCAUGUAGCUUUCAUUUAUAAAGAUUUUUGCAUACAUGUAGUUGUUUUCGCGUUCGGCUGUUG